Molecule: messenger RNA, 1851 nt
Organism: Dermacentor andersoni
Lineage: Eukaryota; Metazoa; Arthropoda; Arachnida; Ixodida; Ixodidae
Source: RefSeq, a predicted model, not a curated record
AAAACACACUCGGCUUGUAUAGGUACAAGCCGUACUUAUUUUCAGCGAGGAAGCUAUAUUUCUCGGUUUUCGUACUUGUAUGAAGGCGUGUUCUUCUGAAUUUCUUGAAAACUUGAAGCCAAUACCUCAAGAAAUAGUCCUAAAGUAACCUCCACAACUGGUUGCUUCUGAAGCGGAGUUAUGAAGACUAGUUCGUGAAUGUCAAGGCCUGGCGCCGCCGCUGCCGCGGAUGCGUGGAGACGAGCGCCAUCUGGUGGUGGUGCAAGGAACCCAGCGGAUCACGCGACGCGCGUACUCCGCAGCGAUUGGUUGGCCUACUCGGCAAGGAAACAGCCAGGCCGUAGCCACGGUGAUGAAUCCCACCGAGGAAAUCAAACAGGCAGCGACGAGGAGGUCCAAGAAUCCAGCUUUCUUGGACUUGAGGCCGUACUACGCAUGUUGCUGCCGCCCUGUGAUAGCGAAGACUUCCUUGACGGAGUUCGGAAGAAAUCCAGAUCAAUAUAUGAAGAUAUCACUUCCGACUAUUCGUCCUCGCCAUCAUCGGUGACAUCACGUCCCAGCACACCCAAGCAAGAAGACCUCCGCGUAUACCAGGGCAAAAGCAAGCAGCAACUCCAAGUGACCACCAGCGGGCGCCGCAAGAGGAACUGGAAAUGCUGGACUUCGCCGGUGUACUUCCUGGUGUGCGGAUCACGGGCCUUCCCCAGCACUGUGCCAUCGACACGAUCCACGGCUUCUUGAAACGCAUCAGCUCAUUGGACGAACGGCUUAAACUGGUCGCCUGGCUCUACUGCUGGCUUAUACCGCAUGACAGACUACACGGGUGGCUGCUGUAUCGGUUACACCCCGGAUUCGAAUCCAUGGUCUACACUUUCGAACUACACACCAGGAUAGCGGAAGCGUUCUACUGGUCCGGUAUGACGAGCGCCUUCGUGCCCCUGGCAUGCUCGCAUGGCCGCUACGCCUGCGCCGUGACCAGCGACCGGGAGCACGGUCCCGAAGAGCACACUGUUACAUGCAUGAGUGCUUGGUUGGACUUUCCCUACCUUGCCGUUCGUUCAGGUGGUGUGAUUAAUGAGGCAAAGUUCAUGCGCACUCUAAAUAACGUGGUAGAAGGUAGCCUCGAUGGGCUUCUGCUUGGCACCUACGAGGAGUUGAGCAGUGGCAUCGCCGCCGCUCUGCAUGACUUCACCGCGCGUUGUGGAAGCAGCCAGGUGCCGCUGGUGAGGUUUCCAGAAACGUUUGGGCGGGACAUCUAGGCGAACGUUGACGGCCUCGGAAUUCAUUCUGGUAAAAUCAAACCCAAGUAAAAUUGGCAUGGAAGAGUGAAAGUGCAUCUAUCGCUCUAAUUAGAAGGGACAAGAAAAGAAAGAACAAGAACUGGUGCUAUCUCAUGUGCACGAACAAUGACCAAUCCGUCGACAAGACGUGUCAAACUACGCCAUCUCUUCCCGAGUGACAUAUAGAGGCCUCGCGCGUGCAAGUACAUUUCAAGCUUCUUCCAGAAAAUUUACGAAGCGGAGUGCUCGAGAGAACACACACUCGUUAUACUGAUGUGCAGUGCCCAUAUUUUAAAGCCUAAUGCGCUUCCGACGUUAUCUUGGUUGUGAAUACUUUGCUGAAAUAUUGCAUUCGCUACACCAAAUACUUGUCGUUGAUAUGUGCCGCUCUGUCUACAAGGAAUUCCGAUGCCAUUCGUCUUAUGUGAUUGUCCUGUUGCUGUAGUGGCUUCAGGGCUGUGGUCUCUGUCCAACACCGUCAUCUGACAUGCCGCACUUUUUUGGUCAUUUGCUGCUUUGGGGUUCACAUAUUGGAAUGCGUAAAUAAAGCGCAACUUUUAGCCAUACGGAA